CCUCACUUCUAGAUGCCGCGAAAAUGGUUAUGGCCUAGUGCUCUCUCAAAGGUCCAGUAAGUAUAAAACGUGGUCUUCGUUAAUUUGCGUUAUCUUAUUUGGAUCUGUAAUCUAUUUGAACGGAAAGAAGAAGCUGCCGAAAUCAUUAUGGAAGUAGCAACACAUUUUCGGCUAGAAGCCUUCUGACACAAACACCUGGAAUAUAUAUUAGGGAAAUCUAAUGGACUCAAUCAACAAAGGGUGGAUUCUAAUUCCACAGAACCUGGAAAAAACUCUUCUGAAAGGAAUUCUUUUUGCCAAGAGUCAGGAAUUUGAAAUAGAAGUAAAGUUGAGCACAGUAUCAGACAUCAAGGAUGCUAGCUUCAACUGUGACUGGGAGUUGAAAAACUUGUUGAAUGGAUUUGAAGAUUCACUUAAGCAGAGUUUGCACAAUUCCAAAGAUCUUGAUGAAUUCAUGCAUGAGGUCCACAGUUUAACAAGUAAGUUAGUCAAAAUCCGGGAUCGAAGGUCGCAGCGGCACUUCUCAACAUCAGAACCAGGUCAUUUUUCCACAGUCAUAAAGGAAAUUGAAGAGUUAGGUUGGGAAAAAUUAUUGCAUCUUGACGCCAGCUUCAGUUCAAUGACACUGAUAGCUAAAGACGUUGCUUCGAGAGAGCACCUUUUGAAUGUACAGUAUCACACCCAGGAUGGUGCAAGAACACUGCUUUGCCAAACUGACCUCCCAGCUCCUUUUCGUCCCAUCAUAAAAGCAAAGGAUGGCGGUAUCUGUUAUGUACACCAACAGUUCGUUCAGGAACUGGAGAAACACCAAGAUUUUUGGGACAUAAUUGGAGAAUUUGACGAGAAUUGCUGGGUGCUUGAGCCAGAGACCCAGUCGUGGUCGUGCUGUUUUCGCAGAGUCGCCCUUGGGAGCAAAGCUUCGUUACUGGUUACGAUUGCCCCUUCGCAGCCAAGAUCGUUGCCGGUGUGUCGGUUUUUAGGUCCAGAUCAAGUCGUUGGUCCUCUUCGUAGCAAAUGGAACCACGAUAUCGCUCUAUGGGAUGUUGAAAAAACAGUCCUUUGCAACAUCAAGGAUAUUCUAGAGAUAGAUUUACCAGCUCCACUGGAUAAAAAAACGGAGGAUUUCAGCAUGCACUGCAGUAUUUGCUACGCGUAUCGACUGAAUGACGAAGUACCAGAAGUGGCAUGCGAUGAUUCCCGCUGUGGACAGCUGUUCCAUUCCGCGUGUCUCAUCGAGUGGUUCCGUUCCUUGCCAAACUUUCGACAAAGUUUCAAUGUUAUGUUUGGUGAAUGCCCUUACUGUUCUACGCCAAUGACAGUAAAGAUGUCAAAGAAAUCGAAAUAAUUGAAGAGGCACCACGUAUUGGAUAACUGUUUUAGUUUAUAGAAAACCAUAUUUUCUACGCAAACAUCAGGUAUCUUUACGAAUUUCAAAACAGUUUGUUAGUAUUUUGAAUGGAAAAGAAAAGCAUUGCAUUUUUAAUUUAAAACCCAGAAAAAACAGAAAAUUUGUUUGGCCAAACUUUCUGAAUUUUUGCAGUUACGGACUCUUUCCAGUUGGGACAUGAAAAGAAAGCCCGAGUAAAUGCGCUCAGAAGUUUCAUGACGAAAUCUUUCCGCUCUUCAGGGAACCCAUGCUCAACAACAGAAAACUUAACUACUUCUAUCUGCCAAGAACGAAAAAAAGGGUGGAAGAAAUAAGUGAAGGGAGUUUUAGAAGCUCAAGAACUAAACCCUUUUCUUCCUGUGCGUGAGAUGUAUUUCCAAGAGACUUUACAGCAAAAAAUUCAGUUUUGCAAUACUCCAAAUGAUCAAUUCUUCAAGCCUCUAGGCUUAAAUUUCUUACCACAAGAAGGUCGGAUGAAAACAUCAUUUUUAUUCCUUUCUGCCAUCACCAUAACAGCUUUCCAGUUGCUGUUGCAUAUUUCUGACCAUCGACGGUUAAAGAGAAGUUAUUAUUGACAAAAAAAAUAUUACAAAUUUCAUCAAUUUUCCAAGCCUUACAAAGGUACCCGAUUUUUAAUGAAUAAUUUUUUCAUCCAAAACUUGCCUCAAACAAUUCUAAAAAAAGCAUGAAUACGUUUGAAUCAGCUCUCGACUCUAUAAACAGUUUUUCUGCUCUAAAAAUGCAGUGUUCUUGAUAAGGAUAUUCGUUAAAAAAGGCAACGAUAUAGCCUUACCAAAAUACGCGGUAUUUCACAAAAAAAAUAUUUUUAUCCAAAACUUUCCUCAAUACACUCUAAAUGAGGCAUAAAAACGUUUUAAUCUUAUCUUGACUCUAUCGAAGGAGUUUUUUUCUUUAAAAAUGCAGUGUUUUCGAUAAGGAUUUCAGUAAAAAGGCAAGGCCUUACAAAAAUACGCGAUUUUUAACAAAAAAUUUU
Rhopilema esculentum is the source of this 2381-nucleotide messenger RNA. Lineage: Eukaryota; Metazoa; Cnidaria; Scyphozoa; Rhizostomeae; Rhizostomatidae. The record is from RefSeq and is a predicted model, not a curated record.